Pieris napi is the source of this 1429-nucleotide messenger RNA. Its product is annotated as cyclin-K. The record is from RefSeq and is a predicted model, not a curated record. The transcript has 3 exons. Bases 161 to 1351 code for a protein of 396 amino acids. Lineage: Eukaryota; Metazoa; Arthropoda; Insecta; Lepidoptera; Pieridae. Gene Ontology annotation, cellular component: nucleus; cyclin/CDK positive transcription elongation factor complex. Gene Ontology annotation, biological process: positive regulation of DNA-templated transcription, elongation; regulation of transcription by RNA polymerase II. Gene Ontology annotation, molecular function: cyclin-dependent protein serine/threonine kinase activator activity.
AUGGACAUGCAGGAACUAGGAAGUUAAUUAUAUGUGCGAGAAACGGCCGAUGUUGAUAUUAUUAUCGUUUUAUUUAAGUAAAAUAUUUAAUACAUAAGAUUACUAGUGGUUAUUAGGCAGUGAAAAGUUUAAUAUAUUUUUAUAGUGAAUAACUUUAAUCAUGCCCUAUUGGUAUUAUGAUAAAAAAGACUUACUGAACACACCAUCAUUUCGCGAUGGAAUUUCAAAUGACACAGAAAAUCGGUAUCGAAAAGAAGGCGCUCGCUUUAUCAUUGACACAGGAUCAAAAAUGGACUUGGGUUACAAUACCGUUGCUACUGGUGUUGUGUAUUUCCACCGCUUUUACAUGUUCCAUUCAUUCAGAACAUUCCCCAGAUAUAUAACAGCUUGUUGCUGUCUCUUCCUCGCGGGUAAAGUUGAGGAGACACCAAAGAAGUGCAAAGACAUAAUUAAAGUUGCCAAAUCUUUAUUAACUGAACAGAAAUUUAGUACAUUUGGCGAUGACCCAAAGGAAGAGGUGAUGACUCUGGAAAGAAUCUUGCUGCAAACUAUCAAGUUUGACUUGCAAGUGGAGCACCCAUAUGGGUAUCUAUUGAAGUAUGCUAAGUGCCUUAAAGGAGAAAAGAGCAAGUUACAAAAAAUUGUUCAGAUGGCUUGGACCUUUGUGAAUGAUAGUUUAUGCACAACUUUGUGCCUUCAGUGGGAACCAGAAGUUAUUGCUGUAGCACUUAUGUUCUUAGCAGGAAAACUAAGUAAAUUUGAAGUAGUAGAUUGGAAUGGACGCACGCCUAAACAUAAUGCUUGGUGGGAUAUGUUUGUUGAAGACAUCUGUAUGGAGCUACUUGAAGAUAUUUGCCAUCAGGUGCUUGAUCUAUAUUCACCGCAAACGCAACCUUCUGCUGCCGACUCACCCCCUCCACAGCUAGUUGCACAGCCUACUAUCAGACCUGUGUUAAAAAACGACAAGAAACCCUCUGUUACACCGCCCACUUCCACAUCACCUGUCGCCGUUGCUAAACCUGUUGUCACGCCCAUCAAAAACGGCUCUGAUGUCAAGCCAGAGCCUCCGAAAAUGGACAUGAGAUUUACUUACCCUGGUUACCCUCCAACAAUGCCCCCUUAUCCGCCCAUGUACUCUGCUCCUCCACCAUCAAUACCACCUCCACGACUGCCAUUACCCCCUGGCCCUCCUUUAGCUAUAUAUUCAGAACCACCUCCUGCAAGAUUUCCUCCGGUUAAUGUUCCUCCUCCCAAUUAUUAUCCCCCUAUGCCAACUCGUGCACCUCUGCCCACGAGAGGUCCAAUACCACCGGGCCCACCGCCUCCAAGGUCCUAUUAUCCCCCAGUGUAACAGAGGGAUAUGUUAAGUUAUUAUAGCUAUAUUAACUUACAUUCUAAUUUUUUACUGAAAUACAAGUAUAGACUCUUA